Lasiosphaeria miniovina is the source of this 897-nucleotide messenger RNA. RefSeq lists its product as uncharacterized. The coding region runs from base 1 to 897 and encodes 298 amino acids. The transcript is spliced from 6 exons. NCBI's taxonomy places the organism in Eukaryota, Fungi, Ascomycota, Sordariomycetes, Sordariales, Lasiosphaeriaceae. The record is from RefSeq and is a predicted model, not a curated record.
AUGGUCGCGGCGGGGAGGGAAUUGGUGGCAAAGCUGUGCCGCUUUGGUGGGGGCAAGCCCAAGAGGACCAUCAAUGCCUGGCGCAUGUCGAAGGAGUCUACGAUCGGCACCGAGAGCUCUUCGAAAAACAAGACUCGCUUCUGCGCAGCGGCAGCUUCUACCGAGCCGUUGGAUCUGCAAUUGCAAGGAUGCUAUGCGCCAGGACCUCGAUAUUUGACGAUUCCUCCUCUGGGCGCCCGAGACGCGAUCGUUGGCUAUCUCGAGAUGCCCGAUUACCGAUGCGUCAUCCCUCUGAUCGACUCUGUCCGCCAAGCAGGCGCGUUCGUGGUCAAUCUCACCUUGACUUUGGACUACUUGGGAAAAACCCUUGAACCUGGUGCCUGGUCCGGGCCUGGCAUUCCCCUGCGGCUCGGGCAGAUCUUCAGCCAGAAUCAAAAGGAGAUGGAUUUCGUCUCUCUCGCCGAGUGCGCUCUAGACGGCGCUGAUCUAGCCGCAUUCGUGGGACGUCUACCGAAGGCCAUGCCCUCUAUUUUCCUGCGUUACGGCCAAGCAACCUCGCAACGCAAGCCUCGUGGGCCUGUAUGGCGCUGGUGUGACGAGAUGAGGCAGAAAGAGUACGACGGUAUCUCCAAUAGAAGUGUCGAGAUCAACAGAGAGGAGGACCAAAACCCCAUUCAGAAGUUUGAGGAUGGCGAGUUUGACUCUGACUCUGAUAAUGAUCUUCGUAAUGCCUUUUAUCGAGAUUUCCUGACGAUUCAAGCUCCCUCGACCUCGCUGUCUCCGGCUCCCUCGACCUCGCUGUCCCCGGCUCCCUCGCGCUGGCUGUCGCUGUCCCGUGAAGAUGACCCUUAUCCUCGUAGGAAGGGCGGCGAGGGUGACCAGGUUGACAUAGACUAG